ACUACUGAAUCUACAACAACGUCUGCAGCAACGACUACACCUGAGAUGACAACAACAUCUGUGGUGAACCCAACAUCUGCAGUGACAACAGCAACUCCAGAGACAACAACAACAUCUGAAGUGACCCCAACAUCUGCACUGACAACAACUCCUGAGACAACAACAACAACUGCUGAGACAACAACAACAACAUCUGUGGUGACCCCAACAUCUGCAGCGACAACAACACCUGAGACUACAACAACUGGUGAGACAACAGCAACAUCUGUAGUGACCCCAACAUCUGAAACAACAACAACAUCUGCAGGCACAACAACAACAACUCCUGAGACAACAACAACAUCUGCAGGGAUAACAACAACUCCUGAGACAACAACAACAUCUGUAGUGACCCCAACAUCUGCAACAACAACAACCUCUGCAUGGACAACAACUCUUGAGACAACAACAACAUCUGUAGUGAGCCCUACAUUUGCAGUGACAACAACACCCGAGUCAACAACAGCAUCUACAGUGACAACAAUACCAACAUCUGCAGUGACCACAACAACACAUGAGACAACGAUAAUAUCUGCAGCAACAACACCUGGAACAUCAACAUUUACUGUGACAACACCUGAGACGACAACAACAACAACAGCAUCUACAGUGACAACAAUACCAACAUCUGCAGUGACCACAACAACACAUGAGACAACAACAGCAUCUGCAGUGACAACAAUACCUGAGACUACAAUGGCAACAUCUGAAACAACAUCUACCGCGGCAUCAACACUAGAGACAACAACAACAUCUGCUGUAUCAACAGUAACACCUGAGACAUCUGCAAUGACGACAAGAACAUCUGUAAUAACAACAACGCCUGAGACAACAGCAACAUCUGCAGUGCUAACACCUGAUACUGCAACAACACCUGCAUUAUCACCAACAUUUGUGCUGCCAUCAUCACCUGAUACAACGACAACAGCUGCAGCACUGCAACAAUCAACACUUGUGGCGUCCACAGCAACACCUACACCAACAACAUCAACAACUGCAACACCAACAGCGGCAUCUGUACCACCUUCAACAGCAACAUCUGCAACACCUACAACAUCAACAUCUGCAACCCCUACAACAACAGCUGCAACAACAACUAAUACAACUGCAACACCUACAACAACAACAACAACAACAUCAACAACUGCAACAUCUCCAACAACAACACCUGCAACAACAUUUGAAACACCUACAACAACAACAACAUCUCCAACAACAACACCUGAAACACCUACAACAAACACCUGCAACAACAUUUGA
Molecule: messenger RNA, 1299 nt
Organism: Danio rerio (zebrafish)
Lineage: Eukaryota; Metazoa; Chordata; Actinopteri; Cypriniformes; Danionidae
Source: RefSeq, a predicted model, not a curated record